This is a messenger RNA of Amoebophrya sp. A25, 3495 nucleotides long. The record is from the annotation of a GenBank genome assembly. NCBI's taxonomy places the organism in Eukaryota, Dinophyceae, Syndiniales, Amoebophryaceae.
CACAAAGUUGAGUCUGUUGAUGCAAGGAAAUCUAGAAAAAUGGAGGUAUUGAAGUCAACACUUGCUGAAGAGAUAAUACUAUCGUCCAUUCUGUACUUGUGACAGACAUCGAGUCGAAAAUGAAAGGCAAACACCGUGGUUCUUUUCGUCAUUGCGUGCUCGCCGGAAAAGGCUCUAGAGGCGGAGUUGCUAGUUGUACAUGUACAUCUCAGCGUUUUAUACAAAUCGGAGCAACAGGAAUACGGCGGGCUUUCUCCACUGAUGUCGAAGCUCCAUCCUCGAUUUCUUUUUUUGCUUCCGCAGGCCCGAUUGCCACAGAGAGUGGUGUAAAGCUAGGACAUGCUGGAGAACAAUCCAUUGAGGCUGAGCAAUCUCGUUCAAGCGCGUCAUCAACAUCUACGACAUUGUCCCCGACGCCUCAAAAUGACAGCUCAAUCGAUGUUGAGUCAUCUUCUACAACGUGCACAAGUACAACCUCUACAACAUCUUCGACCGUAGCAGCAUCUAUUCCUGAGAACAACAUUCCACCAGAGAAGCUCGGACAUUGGUACUGUCGUGACUUCCCCGCUUUUCUGAAACGCGGAGUUGCAGUGUCUGAAUGGGUUAAACUUCGACGUGCUGGAGGUAGGCUAGACGCUGGUGGAAAACGUUUUUUGCUGGAGAAAGUAAGGGAGAGCUUGGAGGACCACCGACGACCUAGUAGUGCUAAUAAUGGAAGUUCCAGUAUUGAACCUGGUCCUCCUGCUCCUGCUGGAUCUGGUUUGGCCGACAACAAGAAACCAUCAAUUAUUCCGAUCCCUCAUGCGGCUGCCGCAGCAACUACUAUAGGGACCCCCACUAGAACAAACUCUCUAAUCACCAUAAAAACCAAUCCACGUUCAUCCGAUCUCGCCUUAUAUCCAAUAUUUCUUCGCCAACUGCAGAUCGACGAUGAAAAAACGAUUGAACAGAUGUUGGAUCGAGCAGUGGAGCAGCUUGCAAGUGGUGAGAUGGGCUUGGUACAUCAAUGGACACAUCGUGGUGCUGCGGGACCUUAUGGGCAUGGGAGGCGUAGUUUUUCGAGUAGCGGCGGACCAGGGAUUCUUCCUACUUCUGGUAGUGCCCAUGGUCUAAAAACGUCUUCUAAAAAAAGUAGUAAUGGAACUCUAUCGGCAGUGAAGCUUCCACCUGUACCACGGGAUCCAAAGGGUGCCAUCCGCCUUCCAUCAGAAAUCGAGGUAUUCGUGCGCGGUUUAAUGGAGCUUCCGGUCGAAUUUAGAGGUAUGUUUCAUGCUGCGAGGAAAUUUGUUCAGAAGCUGGCCAAUAGUGAGCAACAAGGAGAGGGAUUAGAAAAAUGGCCAGUAAGCAACUUGUGCCUCCUCUUCUCUACGCUUUCCCAAGCGAUGGUGCCGUUUGAUCGGAUGAAGAUUUUCUACACCUUGUUGCAUCAGAAGUUGAUAGUAGAGGAUGGCAGUGGUGGGGGUGCCGCUGCUGGUGCUGCUUCGACUCGACCUGGUAGAAAUGGCUUCGCAUCUUCUGUUACUGCUCCAACAGUAGCAGCUCGCCUUUUCUUGCGACUAUCACCCGACGACCGAAGAGUUGUUCUAGAAGUACUCACACCUCUAGUUUUCGAUGAUCAUGGGAGUGCCAGAAUGCUGAACAAGUACCCUUUCAAUGUGGCGAAGCAGAUGGAGUUGUUGCGGGAUUUUAAGUUCUUUCUCGGCCAGGAAUUCCGGAAGGAAGUCGAAGAGUGCACAUCAGUGCGUGACCUUGAGAUACGAUGUUGCACUCUGUUGCGGUAUUUCACAGAUCCGAGCUAUCAGAGUUUGUUUACUUCUGACACUGCCUCCGAUGUUGAGCCAGCUGAUGGAGGUAGUGGUAAUGCGCUGGAAAUAAAGUCAACAUCAGAACAAGAGAAGCAAGACGCGUCUUCUGACGCGCCAGAACCCAUUUUCUCGUCUUCCGUGCGAAAACAAGAACAACACGUCGACCCAUGUUCUUCCGAAAGCCUUUUACACCUCUUCGUCGACAAAGCAAAAACACUGGCUCACGAUGGCAAGAAAGCUCUACCCGAAGUCCACUACUCCCAGCUUCUGUGGCAUACUAGAGGCCUGCCUGCUUGGGCUCGAGCUGCCAUUGCACACAAAUGGUUAAUCGAGGAAAAAGCGUGUUCCACAUUACUCCUCGACGGCAAACAGGUUUCCGCACCCAGCACCACUACAGGUUUGUACCUCUAUGCGAAGUGGUUGGAAAUGCUCUCUGGCUUGGACGACUCUGACCUUUCUGGCGUCACCAAGAUUCGAGAGCAGUUGAAAGUGCGUGUUACAGCAAGAAAAACAACGCUCUUGACACCAAACAUUGCUGUUUCGUUGCUGUUGUCGACACAAGAUAUGAGGUUCUUAGACCACAUUGAACAAUGGCAAGAUCUAUCACCGGGAGACCUGAAAAAGCUGUGUCGACUGGAGCAACUGAGCUUGAGGAGAGAAAUUGUACGGAGAGUCCGACAAUGUGCAAUCAAUUCGCAUCUUCUAGGAGGUGACUCUUUUCCUACACGACUAACAGGAGCUACAUCUACAUCUACUGAGCAGAGGAGCGAUUCCACAUCUGCUUUUGCCUCUACCUCCUCUCCUCACAAGAACAUCGAUGGAGUCAAAACAACUAGCGAUAUUACAGAACAAGCAAACAGCAGCACAAGUCGCGAGACGACGAUCGACGCACUAGAGGCCUUGUAUUCGAUCGAGCAGCUAAUGCUAUUCUCAAAUCUGCUUCCAGCAAGCUCAUCUAUCGAAGAUGGAGAUGAACAACUACAAGCAGCAAGAAACAAUUAUCCGAGUUCUGAACAUCAAGACCUGUCCUGGCAACAGGGCUGGAGUGUCUUCGACUUGGCUUUGCAACGCAAAUUGCACGCCUGCAACGACUUGGCGAAGUUGAACGAGGUCAUCGCCACGAUGAGUAAGAGCGGGAAGUACGAAUCGAGCCUGCUUUCGGGCGCAAGAAAUAAGUAUGUUUGUCGCGUCUUGAAAGCUGGAAAGGAUGUGGAAUAUCUCUGAACGCGCUGUGAUCCUGAAGUAGAGCGAGCACUCGGUAGGAUAACUACUCGUGACAUUUACAUUUUUACAAAUCUAAUGAAAAUACAGACAGCUCUUGAAGAUGUUGAUGAUAGUGUGGAACUCGAACUUAGUACUUCAAAAAAAAUAGUGAUCCUCAAUCAUUGCUAGAAAAUUGAAAUUUUUCAUGAUGAUCUUGAGAAAGUGCUGCGACGCAUAAACGACUUUGUGAAUCAAACAAGUCGAAAUGACAACGAACAACGAAAAUGCUCUGUAAGUACAUGUUCUUGUUCUGUAAGAACAGUUCUUGAUACGAAAUUGAAGUCAACAUUGUUCAUUUUGGAAAUCGAAAUUCUCAAUCUGAAUCCUUGUUGGAAUUGCCUGUUCUGCUACUCCUUUUGGUUCAUACCUCCAAAAAACCGUUCCACUCAUCACCACAUGUGGGCCUGCCGCUCUGACGACAUCAUUG